AUUCUCCAACACUCCAGAGCUGAGCGAGAUCUACUACAUCCAUCUCCAUCCAUUUCUUUUAUUUAAUUAGUUUUAAUUUAGAUUUCUAAUUCUAAUUUAUUGAAACAUUUUAAUUUCUGUGCCCCGCAUUCCGUUCGGCUCGCCUCGCUCCGGUCCGGUUUGUCCGUGUGAGCCCCCGCCCACCGACACCGACACAGAAACAGAGCCAACCAGUGCCCCCUCCGUUGUGUGUGCGUUGCUGACAAAAUUGUGUGUGGAAAAAAUGUCCAAGAAUAAAAUAAACACAACCUCGGCCACGGCGACGGGCGCCGAAACGAAUCUAAUCGAAGUGAAAUCAAAGUUCGAUGCCGAAUUCCGACGCUGGAGCUUCAAGCGCAACGAGACGGAGCAGAGCUUCGACAAGUUUGCGGCACUUAUCGAGCAGCUGCACAAGCUGGCGAACAUACAGUUUCUUAUACUCUACAUCGAUCCGCGUGACAAUGAUCUGCUGCCCAUCAACAACGAUGACAAUUUCGGGCGAGCGCUCAAGACGGCACGACCCCUCCUGCGUGUGAUAGUGCAACGCAAAGAUGAUCUGAACGAGUACUCCGGCUUUGGGACGAUGAAGCCGCGCAACCUGAUUGGCAGCAUACUACUCGGCCACACGCCGGUUAAGACCAAGGCGCCAUCGAUAUCGAAGCCACACGACUUUCGCCAGGUGUCGGCCAUCAUUGAUGUGGACAUUGUGCCGGAGACGCAUCGGAGGGUGCGCCUUCUGAAGCACGGCAGCGACAAACCGCUGGGAUUCUACAUACGCGACGGAACUUCUGUGCGGGUGACGUCCAGCGGCCUGGAGAAGCAGCCGGGCAUUUUCAUAUCGCGCCUUGUGCCCGGCGGACUGGCCGAGAGCACCGGUCUGCUAGCCGUUAACGAUGAGGUAAUCGAGGUGAACGGCAUCGAAGUGGCCGGCAAGACUCUGGACCAGGUCACCGACAUGAUGGUGGCCAACAGCUCCAAUCUGAUCAUAACCGUCAAGCCGGCCAACCAGCGUACGCUCACGUCCACACACCGCGGCUCCUUCUCGCGCAACAGUCAGCUCUCGAGCGGAUCGCAUCACACGAACCACACGAACACCUCCGAUGAGAUUGAGCAUGAUGAUCAGGAUGAUAUAGUCGACCUAACAGGCGUCACGCUCGACGAGAGUCCCACGGGCACCUCCUCCACCGGCAGUCACAAUAAUCAUCAGCCACAAACGACGCAGCAGUCAUCAUCACCGCCCUCGCAUCACCAUCAGGCAGCCUCCAAUGCGUCCACGAUAAUGGCCAGCGAUGUGAAAGAUGGGGUCUUGCAUUUGUAAGCCUCCCAGCAGCAUAAGUACUCAGAGCCAGGCAGCGACUAAGGAACGGAAAGCGACGAGCGUCAUUGGAAUGCCCAAACAAACCCACUAACGAACCACACAUUUGAUGGAACCAGAGAACUGUUCAGGCCUGUGGGUACAUCAGUGGAAGAUCGAAAACUUUCCCCGCAUCUCAAUAGUAUCCAGUCAAUUAAGCGUAAAGUUCAAUGAGAGAUCCCGACAGGCCUGGCAGUCAUACACAUAUACACAUAUAUAAAAUGUUUAUAUAUGCAGCUACACGACUUUCCCCAUACAUUCCACAGAAACACACAUAUACACAUGUUCAUUUGCACGUUUUUGACUGCAGUUGUCCCCUGUUUUUAUCUAUUUUCCAUUUCAUAUUUAUAUGUGUAUUUAAAUUUGUAGGAUUUAUCCGUCAUGUUAUUAUUCAUAGUC
Molecule: messenger RNA, 1771 nt
Organism: Drosophila obscura
Lineage: Eukaryota; Metazoa; Arthropoda; Insecta; Diptera; Drosophilidae
Gene: par-6
Product: partitioning defective protein 6
Exons: 3
Coding region: 263-1336 (357 amino acids)
Biological process (GO): centrosome cycle
Molecular function (GO): protein binding
Source: RefSeq, a predicted model, not a curated record